This is a messenger RNA of Podarcis raffonei (Aeolian wall lizard), 604 nucleotides long. Its product is annotated as F-box only protein 6-like. Bases 176 to 559 code for a protein of 127 amino acids. The record is from RefSeq and is a predicted model, not a curated record. The transcript is spliced from 3 exons. Gene Ontology annotation, cellular component: cytoplasm; SCF ubiquitin ligase complex. NCBI's taxonomy places the organism in Eukaryota, Metazoa, Chordata, Lepidosauria, Squamata, Lacertidae. Gene Ontology annotation, molecular function: protein binding; ubiquitin protein ligase activity. Gene Ontology annotation, biological process: SCF-dependent proteasomal ubiquitin-dependent protein catabolic process; glycoprotein catabolic process.
UUCCUCCUUGUCUUCUGGGCGCAGAACCGGGCGGAGACGACUCUUUAAACCCCGGAGCCAUCCGAAUCUGCGGUCGUUGCUGCUUCUCGCGGGAGCGAAUCCCAGAGUUUGAGAUGCUUUCUCUUCCAUUUCUUCCCCCGCCUCGUGGCCGCCCUCAGACCUUUCCCGAAGGAAGAUGGUGAAUAUUGAGAACCUUCCCAAGGAGAUGCUGCUGGAGAUCUUCCUUCGGCUCCCUUCCUGGUUCCUCCUUCGCAGUUGCCGCCUGGUUUGCUCCGGGUGGCGAGACAUGGUGGACACUCUGAACACGGGAUGGAAAGAGAAGUGUGAGCAGGCCGGCUACCCACUUGGGGCGUUGGCUGGUGCUCUCCCUGACUGGAAGACUCUCUACAUUCUUUGCAGAAUGAAGAAGAACCUCAUUAGGAAUCCCUGCGGCGAAGAGGGCCUGAACUCCUGGCAAAUUGGGCCAGAUCAAGAAGAGGCCUGGGAUGUAGGGAAGCUGUCAAGGGAUGACUCUCCCUUUGAGGAUGGAACAUGGUGCUUUGGUGCAUUUAGCGGGUAAGGAGCACAUUCCCAAUCAAAUGAAUUUGGGGUGGUGGUGGUAUGU